GCCGAAACAAACAAACAAGAUACAACCUCGAAUCCUUCGUUCGACAAAUCACGAGUAGUCAGAUCUAGAUGUAGCAGCCACUUAACUGAACCUUCAUCACUCUCGCAUUAUCAUCUUCAUCUCCCUGGUCCAAUCCCCAUCACACACAAAAUGCAAGCUGCACUGUCAGCCAUGGCCGCCCAAAUCAUCAUCCUCUCUCCUCCUCAGUUCUCCCCAAACAUUCACCACCCAACACCUCUCCUCGGCUCCUCCUUCCUCCACGGCGCCUCCCUCAAGCUCCCCACCCAAUCUAUGACCCUCUCAGUUUCCGCCAAACCACUCACUGUCGUCGCCUCCACCAAGAGAGCCGUAGCCGUCCUCAAGGGAAACUCAAAAGUCGAAGGCGUUGUUACGUUGGCCCAAAAAGACGACGGUCCAACAACAGUCAAUGUUCGUGUUACUGGGCUUACUGCGGGGCCUCAUGGAUUUCACCUACAUGAGUUUGGGGACACGACAAAUGGGUGCAUCUCAACCGGAGCACAUUUCAACCCUAAGAACCUGACACAUGGUGCUCCUGAGGAUGAAGUCCGUCAUGCGGGUGACCUGGGAAACAUAGUUGCCAAUGCCGAUGGGGUGGCAGAGGCAACAAUUGUGGAUAGCCAGAUACCAUUAAGUGGCCCUAAUGCGGUUAUCGGAAGAGCCUUAGUGGUCCAUGAACUUGAGGAUGACCUAGGAAAGGGUGGACAUGAACUUAGUCUGACCACUGGCAAUGCAGGUGGAAGAUUGGCAUGUGGUGUGGUUGGUUUGACACCCGUGUAAUGGCAACUCUUGUUUCUAGAGCAGUCUGUUGAGUGGAAUUGGCUGCUUGCUUUCUCCGGUUUCUCACCUAGAGCAAAAUGUUACCAAGCUUAAUUUGCAGGAGAUGGAUGUUUUCUGUUAUACUGAUUGCAGAUUCUCGUGGUGCUUAACCGUAUACCCUAUUCACUAGACUCCACUGGGUAUGCUCUGUGAAUUUGGAAUGCUGUGUUUGUAAGCCAUGUUUGGAUACAAGACCAAACCAAAAAGCUUCUCACCUCAGUCAAAGUUGAUCUUAUGUCCGAA
Messenger RNA from Carya illinoinensis, 1080 nucleotides. Its product is annotated as superoxide dismutase [Cu-Zn], chloroplastic. Gene Ontology annotation, biological process: removal of superoxide radicals. NCBI's taxonomy places the organism in Eukaryota, Viridiplantae, Streptophyta, Magnoliopsida, Fagales, Juglandaceae. The transcript has 8 exons. Bases 151 to 798 code for a protein of 215 amino acids. Gene Ontology annotation, molecular function: copper ion binding; superoxide dismutase activity. The record is from RefSeq and is a predicted model, not a curated record.